This is a messenger RNA of Argiope bruennichi, 1531 nucleotides long. RefSeq names its product putative aldolase class 2 protein RP493. The transcript has 4 exons. Gene Ontology annotation, molecular function: actin filament binding. NCBI's taxonomy places the organism in Eukaryota, Metazoa, Arthropoda, Arachnida, Araneae, Araneidae. The record is from RefSeq and is a predicted model, not a curated record. The coding region runs from base 133 to 936 and encodes 267 amino acids. Gene Ontology annotation, cellular component: cytoskeleton.
AGCCGUGAAGCUCUAAAGUGAACAGAAUUUAAAUAUUUUUCUGAUUAUGAGGUAUCAAAAUUAAGAGUGAUAACUCUCCAAUAAUAAGUUUGUCAAAUUUUUGACUGAAAAUUUUCUGUCCUAACUCUCAAUAUGGUUUUCAUCAGUUUUAUACGCCCAUGCCGGUCUGUUAUUUACCGUCUUUCUUGUAGCCGAAACUUGUCUUCAGUACGAAGGAAAGAAGUUAAUAAAGAAAUUCGUGUUCGUUUAGCUUCUGCUUAUAGGGCAUUAGAUUCUUAUGGGCUAAAUGAAGGUGUUUGCAAUCAUUUAUCAGCAAUUGCACCUUGUUCAAUUUUGGACGCAAAUAUUAUGCUUAUUAUUCCUUUUCAUUUACAUUGGAGCGAGGUCAACCCUUCAAAUUUGAUUGAAGUGAAUGAAAAGAAUGAAGUCCUUGUGGGUGAAGGCAAGCCUGAAACAACUGCCUUCUGCAUUCAUCAGGGUGUUUACAAGAAACGGCCCGAUGUGAAAGCCAUUAUGCAUACUCACAUGCCUUAUGCCACUGCACUGACUUGCUUGAAGAAUCCCAAGUUAUUGAUGCUGCACCAGAAUUCCUCCCGAUUUUAUAAGAGAAUAGCUUAUGAUACCGAGUAUGCUGGUUUAGGAGACUUUGCUGCAGAAGGGGAACGUCUUGGAGAAGCCCUCGGACAAAAUAGUGUUCUUUUCAUGGGUAAUCAUGGAGUCUUGACUGCUGCAGAAUCUGUUGAUGUUGCUUUUGAUGAUAUGUAUUAUUUGGAAAGAGCAGCAAUGGUUCAGGUUUUAGCAUACAGCACUAAUCAAGAAGUGAAAGAAAUGGAUGAAAGGGUUGUGUCCCAUACAUCUCAACAAAUUCUUGAAGUUCUACCUCUCUAUGCAAAAAGGCAUUUGGACUCUGUUGUAAGACGUUUAAAAUUCUCGUAAGGAUUUUGCAUAAAAUAGCUUCAAACCCUCUUAACUGCAGAAAACUGUUGAAUGUUAAAUGAUGCUUAAUUUGUUUCAUUCAUAUUGAAGUUAUAAUUAGGCUCAUUUCAACAAAGUUAAAUAUUUUGUGCAAGAAGAAAAAUAUUUUUUGUGAAUGUUUAAUUUUAUGAUGCAUUUGUAAUGUUUUAUUGAAAUGUUCAUUUUAUGGUAUGUUUAUAUAGUUCUGUAAAUACUGUGAUAUAUUAAUCAUGUUGUGCUGUGGUUGGAUUUUUGCAUUGCAAGAAAUGUGUAUUUUGUGAAAGCAGUCAAUGAAAGUGAUAUUUAUAAGCUCUGAAAGUUUUCUCUUUGAAAGUUUCUGAGGGGGAAAAAGUUUUAAUAUUAAAAUCUUUUUUAAAGCAUUUAGAUAGAUAUAGCAUUUUAGAUCCUUUUAUGAUGUAUAUGCCAUGAUUUCGAUAUAAUUUUUGCCUGUGUUUUAAGAGUGUCUAAUCACUGAAUGGUUUAUAUAAAUUUUAUAUGAAUCUGAAUGAAUACAUAAAGUUAUUGAAAGUUUCUAUUUGUGCCAAAUUUGUAAUUUAUAUCUACAUUUUAUCUCUUG